UGCUUCCGUGUCCAUUUUCACAAGUCAAGGCGCCGCGACAGGAGCACUCAUCCGCCGUCGUCCGUAGCCGUGCGGUAUAGCAGCGAGAGCUCUACAUGCGAAGAAGUGGACAUUUACACACUUUUGCGUACACAACUGGACUAUUUCUUCUUCUGUUUAUUUGUAUUUUUUCUAUCCACUCAAAGCUUGAUUUUUAAUUGCACAUUUUGUAUUACGAACUGAUUUAAACGCCAAAAUGGAGAAUCAAGAAAGCAAGUAUCUCCCGGAGCUUCUCGCGGAGAAGGACAGUAUGGACGUGUCGUUUACGCACGCUAUGAAACUUUUAUCUGCAGAAAUCGAGAGAAUCCAGAAAGGUGAGCCCAAGAAGGAAGGAGGAGAUGCGUACCUGGACCUUUUCACCGUCAAGAAUAUCAAACUGAAGGAACGCGUGCUCAUACCUGUCAAACAGUAUCCGAGGUUCAACUUUGUGGGAAAGAUACUUGGCCCUCAGGGCAACACAAUCAAACGCCUUCAGGAAGAGACUGGGGCCAAGAUCUCUGUACUGGGCAAAGGCUCCAUGAGGGACAAAGCCAAGGAGGAGGGUCUGAGGAAAGGUGGUGAGGCCAAGUACGCACACCUGUCCAUGGAGCUGCAUGUCUUCAUUGAGGUGUUUGCCCCCGUGCCCGAGGCUUACCUACGCAUGGCACACGCCAUGGAGGAAGUCAAGAAGUUCCUGUUUCCUGACAUGAUGGAUGACAUAUGUCAGGAGCAGUUCAUGGAGAUGGGUUAUUUGAACGGGGGCCAGGAGCACGGGCCAGGGGCCCCACGAGGCAGAGGAGGACCACCGGGCCCUAGGGGCCGAGGAGGGCCUCCGGGACAACCAGGGGCACCCAGGGGUAGGGGUAUGCCCCAACGUGGAAGUACCACCAGGGGAGGUCCAGUCAGAGGCGGGGUAGCGAGGGGAGCACCAGCAGGAAGAGGAGGACCUCCAGCAACCCCUGCCAGAGGGGCAACAGCGCCCCGAGCCAGACUCACUGCCCCUGGUGGGCCUCCGAGAAUGCCCCUUCCACCCCCCCACCAACACGCCCCAGCACCGGAACAAUAUGAGGAAUAUGCCUAUGAUGAGAGCUACACUGAGCCAGCGUACGAGUCAUACGACAGUUACUACAGUCAGCCACAGGCAGAGCCAGAGUACUACGACUACGGACAUGGAGAAACACAGGAAGCAUAUGAACCCUACGCCCAGGACGACUGGAACGGGACCCAGAGAGCGGCACCGGGGGGAAAGGCCCCCCCUGCCAGAGCGGCUAAGGGCCCUUACCGAGAACACCCCUAUAGACAAUACUGAACUCACCAUGCCAACGCCUAGCGACCAACGCUACCACUGUUAACGCGUUGCCCCGACAACCAACCACCAACCUGUCUACCACGGCAGCUCUUGCUCUAAGCAACCCUCGACAAAAGUAAUUGUCCGUUUUGGUUUGGAAUUUUUUACUACACUGGACUUUUACGAGCCGAAAAUCAUGAUCAUAACUGAUCGAAGCUGAUUUGAUAUAUAAUUCAGACCUUAAAGCGUUUUUUGGGGGGAAUUUGAAGUUUUAGUUGAUUUCUGUUUUUUUCUCUCUGACCCUGUCUCCCUCUUGGCUUUUUUUUGCACUGUUGAUCGUAAAAGGUUUUUUAUUUUUAAUGUUUGGAUUUAAACUCACUUCUAGCGGAGUUAGACUACUUAUCCACUUGUUAUCGUCUUUAAAGGGAAAUUUCCCCCAAAAAAUCUACUUCAUAUUCAUUAUCUCCAGUACAACAAUAUGUGAACACGGUGCGUUUCUACGUUUUGUAGUUAAACAAAAAAAUACAAAUAGUUUUUAAAUGUUUCCCACGACGACAUCGGUGUGCAACUAAUUGACUACUAAUUGGUUGAUUUCAUUGGAAACACUUAUCUUCAUCUGGUUUACUACAAAACAUAUAAACGCACCAUUUUCACAAGCAUUGUUGUUGGUUCUGGAGAUGAUGAAUAUGAAGGAGAACCGUUCAUUAUUUUGUUUAAAACUAUACUUUGAGGGACAGUUGCAGAUUCCCAUUUAGGCUACAUUUCAAAAUUCUUUUUUUAUUUUUUAUAUAGCAAAGUAAAAGAAACUUAAACACUGUUUCAAUUAUGUAAUAUAGACCAAACAAAAACGCCAAGUCAAAGGAAACAGUAAAAACAAACAAAUGUUAAUGGAAUUUGAUUUAGUAUUCCCAUUUGUUUUAAAUAGUCUUUAAUUAAAAGUUGUCAAUGUAGACUUAGGCAGCAGCGAUUCUUUAUUUUUUUAAAUUUUAUUUGUAAUUUUUUUAAUAUAAUGACAUUUUCUCAUUGUACAUUUAGAGUUUUGAAAUAUAGCCCUGAUAUCCCCUGUUGAGAUGGACUGUCCUCACAUACUUCAUUGGUUUUUAUUAAAGUUGGUUCAACAGUAAGUUAAUUUUAUUAUGUCUCUACAGUCGAUGUCUUUUUAUAAGUAGAAUAUGGUCUUAGAUCGGGCCUCAUGUCAUGCUAAAUAAUAUCACCUGUCAGUACAGGAUCUUAUUGGUUGAAUCUGAUUCUAUAAACUGCAUGUAAAAAAAAAAAACGAUGCAAUGAAGGAUUGGGACAAAAAUCUCCACAUGAAGGGAUCCUGCAGCUUUUCAAUCUGAUCUCUUGUACAUACUUUUAAAUCGUCCAAAUUGCACAUCUACUAUUCUGCCACUGGUAUAUGUACCCUCCACAUUAAAAUGCAUUAUGCUCCAUGUGUAAGGCUUGCAUAAAUAGGUAACUACUAAAUCUGUCCAAAAGAUGUUUUGCAGCAAUUUGUCAAUAAAGACUAGUUUGUUUUUCUAUGAAA
This is a messenger RNA of Salmo salar (Atlantic salmon), 2834 nucleotides long. It is a transcript of the gene khdrbs1b, whose product is annotated as KH domain containing, RNA binding, signal transduction associated 1b. Lineage: Eukaryota; Metazoa; Chordata; Actinopteri; Salmoniformes; Salmonidae. Gene Ontology annotation, biological process: regulation of alternative mRNA splicing, via spliceosome. The record is from RefSeq and is a predicted model, not a curated record. Gene Ontology annotation, cellular component: nucleus. Gene Ontology annotation, molecular function: mRNA binding; poly(A) binding.